UCUGGUUUCAUCUAGGCAAUGUGCUCCUACAUGCAGCCGCGAGCAGUUUGUUUGCAAGAACUUGUUUGAGAGUGGCGGAUAUGAGGCCGCAAUUUGCGGCACUUGCUGGCCUCCUUUUUGCUGUCCACCCAGUACAUACCGAAGCGGUCACUGGAAUUGUUGGAAGAGCAGAUGUUUUGGCUUGUAUAUUCUUCCUACUUUCUCUCCUGGCAUAUCAUGGGCAACCGAAAUGUCACAUAUGGAUAAGCAUCAUUGUAGGAGCCUUGAGUAUGUUUGCCAAAGAAACAGGUGUUACAGUUUUAUUGCUGAACCUUGCGUAUGACUUUUACCUGCACUGGUCCAGCAUACGAUGGUGA
Molecule: messenger RNA, 356 nt
Organism: Acanthoscelides obtectus
Lineage: Eukaryota; Metazoa; Arthropoda; Insecta; Coleoptera; Chrysomelidae
Source: the annotation of a GenBank genome assembly